Messenger RNA from Desarmillaria tabescens, 3354 nucleotides. RefSeq lists its product as uncharacterized. The transcript has 12 exons. Lineage: Eukaryota; Fungi; Basidiomycota; Agaricomycetes; Agaricales; Physalacriaceae. Bases 76 to 3249 code for a protein of 1057 amino acids. The record is from RefSeq and is a predicted model, not a curated record.
ACUUGGUGGUUUCUGACCACAACAAGGACGACUCUGGGACCGGCGACACGAGUCCUUACGCGUCUUGCUCCCAUAAUGUCCCUGGAACGUACCAAUGAUAGUGGUACAUUUACAGCGGAGUCCUAUCGACGCAAUGUCCAGACUAUACAAGCAAUGCAGGCCCACCUGGAAUGGAUGAAAGUGGAGAACGAAAGGGCUGAACUAGAAUGCAAGGUCAGGGAGGGUGAAAUGGCUAGGCAACAACUUCUUGAACUGCAGAGCCUAACUGCUGCCACGGUUCCAAGUAAUGUCGGUCAUCCUCAUGCUUCAAACGGUCCUCCAAUCGAUCGGGUUCAGUCCAGCGCAUAUAUCGAGGAAGUUGGAUAUGAUCAUCAGCUCAGUUCGUCCCGGUCCACUCCCGGCCACCAUCAACCAAGCACGCCGUACCACUCGAAUGGACAUGUAAACUAUUCGCCUGCCCCUCAUGCCACUGUACCCAUUGUUGCACAAAACUCUGCAAAUCUGGCUAGUCAUCAUCCGUACACACACCGCCAAACUACAUCUAUCCAUGGACCACCGACAAGCGGACAAGACUUUCGAACCUCCAGUCUGACUAACGCUCUUGGUGGUACCCCGCGUCCUCCCAUUUCGUAUGUCCAGCCUUCAGGGCCCAUUGCCGUUCAGCCAACUUCAGUUGCAGCGCCUGACUUAACACAGUCAAACAAUGUACAGCAGCAUAUCGCAGUGAAGCCGGGACCUUUGAGUACAGUUCGCAGUGAACACCCAGCUGAUUUGACACAGUCCGCUAGCACGAAGCAGCAUCCGGGGACUUUUUUCUCAGAACACAUACUGAACUUGAAUUUCAAUACGACUAUAACUAAAGUUCGGCCGUGGACAGCAGAUACUCUCAUACAGAUGCUGCGUCGAUUCGGAAGAGAGGCGCCGAUAAACACUCAUGUUGACAUUCCAGAACUGAGGCUGCGCGUAGCGAAGUUAGAAAACUCUACCGUUCGUCUAGUGAUGGUCAAUGACCAAGGGCAAUCGAUAGAGGUGAAGGAUUAUUCAGAACUACAGGGCCUGCCUCGGAGACUACUGGCGCGGAUCGAUUCUCUUCCUAUUGGUGCUAAGACAGUUGUCGCUCCUACAAGGAAUAUAAACUCCUCUCCAGACGUAAAUCCCGCUCGGCCAGAUUCCGGUGUCCUGCGGACUAGCUCCCAGUCAUUUGGCGACCCUCUUCUUCCUCCUAAUAAACUUGCUUCCCAGAGCAAUCAGCCCUUACAAAGUCAAGCAGCGUCGAGGCCGUAUGCCGCGUCGCCGGAAGUCUCAGGUAAUGGUAUCCUGCGGAAUGAAUUGGCUGAUGCUGGUGAAAGUAGCCGUUCUGCAUCACCUCCACUAUCCAACACUCUAACUCCUAGGGUAGGCAGCACACUUUCUCGGCCACGCGAUGUCGCAACAUCAUCCUCGUCGUCUGUCCUUGAGGGCCCCAGAACUCCUUCACACGCCAAUAAACAUACAUUAGCUCGAGACGUCCUUCGCGCCCUCGGAGUUCCAGGCAAGCGCGGACGAGAGGGGGAUUCAGAAACUGAAGACGAAAGAGCUACAAAGAAGCGUGCGACUGAUAACAGUUCGACGGUCUCGACAACUAACUCGACGAGCUCCACGCAGGCGCCUAAGGCAACAGUCACAGGAAAACCAGUGACUUUGCCGAACCCAUUGUCCCGCCCUCCCAAAGAGAAAACUUAUCAAUAUGCGCCUUAUGGGUAUUAUCCACAUGUUACAUGGACACAACCUUACAAUCCAACUUCUACACACCCUACGACCAUACAAAAUACCGGUACUCAUGGCGUACAGGAUCAGUCUACAACGGCCGAUAGCAGAAUACAGAACUCCUCGAGUCAGGAAGCGACAUCGCUGCUUCCCGUAGGUGCAAGUAGUACCGGUUCCGAUCAACCUGUGGUCGAAGCGGUGGCAGCGCCUUCGUCUAAUCCGACAUCAACACAAAAUCCUUCACCUACCAACAACGAUACAGUGGCAGACUCCAAUCAUGAAGUUUCACAUACCGCAGGGGCUUCACUGGUCCAAAACUACAAUGCUAUGGCCUCGACGUCACGAUCGCAGAGCCCAAUCGAUGUCCAAGAAGGGGACGCUGGCUCCAGCAAAUUGCCAUUGUUUUUCCGUUCAAGUUCGACUCCACCGGAUGACACUGGUGGAGUAGACGAUGUUGACCAUAAUGGUGCGGAGGACGUUCGCAUUCUCGGUCCUGCAGAGCCUUUAUCCGCAAAGGCUUUCGGGAAAAGAAAAAUACCAUAUGUGCUCAUUCCGCCUCCACCAAAGUGGGUUAAAGAGUUUAAAGCCAGAUUAGAGAGAAGAAGACACGAAGCGAUGUUCGAGGAAGCAGGUGAUGUCGAUGUUGAAGUGGACGGCUUUGAGUCGCCGACACAGCAAGAAAUAGGUUCUCAACAACAUUCGAGAACACCAGCGCUAGAUCCCCAGGAAGAAGCCGCUACUCGGGAAUGCAGCUCUCGACUGCGGGAAUAUCCCUGUAAAUGGAGCGGUUGUGAUAGCCUUUUAAACUGUGCAGACAGGCUAUAUCUACACCUUCAGUACCAUGUCGAGCAAAACAAGGCUGAGAAGUCGUUUCCAUGUCAUUGGCAACACUGUGGGCGAGUCCUUCUGCACAAACAUGAGAUGAUAUCGCAUCUUCAGGCCCAUGCAUUCAUGCCAUUGUAUUGUGCCUAUGAAAAUUGCGAGGAAACCAUAAGCCUCCAGAAACAUCAAAGGGACAAGUUGAGACCCUCGGCUGAUCCGGUUGUGCUUCAAGAGCACAUUGAGCUGCCAGAUGUCCCUAGCGUGGUGCCGUCGUACAUGGCAGUAGCCAGAUCAGUAGCUCAAUAUCCCAUCUCGCCGGAACGACACCAGGUAAUCGGUCUCUGGACACUACAAAAUAUCUUCGGCAAGGUAGACUUGGCGCCGCAAAGGUACAAUCUUGCGAAGCCGUUUCGACCUGGUGAGAUGAGCGCAGUAGAGUUGCGGAACCGACACGAAUACGAUUUCAUCGAGACGAAGCCGCCGUUUUCAUCUUCCCCGUCUAGGUCUGCUAAGUGGGAGAGUGUGAAAGGCCUUACGGACCUCAAUUCCGGCGAAGUCACCAAAAUCUUUAAGGAUAAAGGCAUUGUCCUAUGGGGAAAGGGAGGUGAUGAUGAUCUUGUUGAUGAGACGGCACAGGCAGGGAACGAUGAAGAAGCAGUCAAGGUGUUAUUACAAGUGUAGUAUCGCUUAAUAAUAGAGUUUUGGUACGUAACUGUGCUGCGGUCAUUUUGUCGACAUUCUUGCAGUGAAUACAUCUCCUUUUGAUGGUUGGGAUCAUUUUAAGAA